CAUAGCAAGGAUGAUAUUUUUUAUACGCAUAAUCAAAAUAAUCACUCCAUAUAAAAAUUCUAAAACCAUGACAACUUGCUAUACAAUAGUAGUUGUACCUUGAAUAUCGAACGCAACACAACAACUUAUAGGCCAGUUUUAGUACCAAUAAUGUAAUUAUUUUAUAUAUUUACAUGUAGAUACAUGUCAUUUCUUCUUCAUUUGUUGAUUUCAUAUGUUUUGGAAUAUUGAUGAACUGAAUAAACGACUUUUAACUUAAAUUUUCAGUACGUUUUUUUAUGCAGUUGCUAUUACUAUUGAUUUACUAGUGUGAUUUUCAUAUGAAGUGCAAUGUGGGUUCGCAAUUGAGGUUUCUAGAUUCUUGACUAGUUCAAUAUUUAGUUUGUGUUACCUUUUCUAGAUUCUUUAAUUUUGAAUGUUCCAUUCUUUUGUUUGAGUUGUUGAAAAACAGAAGUGAAAAAUUACAGCAAAGAGUGUUAUGGAUUCAGUUGGAACUAAAUGUGCUAAUUUGUGGUUAACAGACUAUCACCCUUUUGUUAGUUUGUUCUUUCUUGUUAGUUAGUUCAUUUUGUGUGCAUGUCUAUAUAAAUCGACGGCCUAUUCCUGCAUAAGAUAGGCUUCAACCUCAAAGUUGGUUCAUAAACAAAGAAAAUCCUUCACUUAAUUAAAUUUUAUUUUGAGAGAGAGAGAGAGAGAGAGAGAGAGAGAACUUUAGACGAAGAGAGGUGAUGGAGUGUUCCGAAUUUUUAAUUGCUUGUUUAAUAUUUACGUCACAGAUUGUUGUGAAUGCCGCUGACUUGGAGAAAUUGCAUCACAAUGCAUCAAAUCCAAACCCAGAAGAAUUGGGAGUCAAGAGGGUUGACUUCCCUACUGAUUUUGUGUUUGGGGUCUCUACUGCUGCUGCUCAAAUAGAAGGAUCAGCGAAAAAUUCUGGGAAAGGACUAAGUGUUUGGGACAACUUUGUUGUGAAAUUCCCAGAGAGAAUUUCUGACCACUCAAACAUGUUCACUGCCAUCGACUCGUAUAAUCGAUACAAGGAAGAUGUGAAGCUUAUAAACAACCUUGGUGUCGAUUCUUACAGAUUUUCCAUCCCCUGGACGAGGAUUCUUCCUACUGGAACAUUGAGUGGUGGAAUAAACCGAGAAGCUAUUGACCAUUACAACAACCUAAUUGACGAGCUAAUCAAGAACGGCAUCAAACCCUAUGUGACCAUUUUACAUUUUGACUCGCCCCAAACCUUGCAAGACAAGUAUGGCGGCCCUUUGAAUCGUUCCUUUGUGAACGAUUUUAAGGAUUAUAGCGAAAUAUGUUUCAAAACAUUUGGAGAUAGGGUCAAAAACUGGAUUACAAUCAACGAGCCAUUUAUCAUUGCCAAGAUAGGGUAUGAACUUGGAUUUGCUGCACCAGGCAGAUGUUCUUUGCAUACAAAAUUCGUAUGUACAUCUGGUAAUUCGUCUACUGAGCCUUACAUUGUGAGCCACAACCUUCUCCUCGCCCAUGCUACUGUUGUUAAGCUAUACAAAGAGAAGUUCCAAGCAAACCAAGGAGGACAAAUUGGAAUCAGUCUUGUAGGACAAUAUGUUGAACCCUAUUCAGAUUCGGAAGAAGACAGAGCUGCAGCGAAGAGAGUUCUGGACUUCAAUCUGGGAUGGUACGUGGAGCCAUUAGUCUAUGGAGAUUAUCCAAAGAGUAUGCGAGAUUUGGUCAGGGACAGACUACCUAGUUUUACCAAGGAUGAGAAGAAUUUGAUCAAAGGGUCCUUUGACUUUAUUGGCAUCAAUUAUUACACCUCAAUAUAUGCUAAAAACUCCCCACCAAGUCCACAGAAACCAAUUUGCUAUUCUACUGAUUCUUUAGCUGAAUUACCCAAAAAAAAUAAACAUGGAGAGCCUAUUGGUCCUAAGGCUGAAGGAAGUAGUUUCAUUUCCAUUUAUCCAAAAGGUCUGCAGAAACUGAUGGACUUCAUGAAGGAAAACUAUCAAAGUCCUAAAAUCUACAUUACUGAAAAUGGAAUCAACGAGGCAAAGGACAAUAGUCGCAGACUUGAUAAGGCACUCAAGGAUCCACAUAGAGUUAAAAAUACUCUUCGGCAUUUGUACUGGCUCAACAAGGCAAUCAAGAAUGGUGCGAAUGUAAAAGGAUAUUUCUAUUGGGCGCUGUUUGAUGACUUUGAAUGGGUUGAUGGCUAUACCACAAGAUUUGGGCUUUAUUACAUUGAUUACAAAGACAAUCUCAAGCGCAUUCCCAAGGAUUCUGCUAAGUGGCUCCCUAAAUUCCUCAAGGGUGAAGUUUAAAAACACAACGCUCAAGCUAAGGCAUAAGCUGUACAUGGUAUAUCAACCCCAAGUUCUUGACGGCAGGUUUUCUACAAACGUGACGUAUAAAAGAAAGAGUAGUACGCACACUUAUAUAUGUAAGAAAAGACCUAGGAAGACUUGGAAAGAGACAGUAAGAAAAGACUUGGACUACUUGGAUCUAAUGGAAGACACGGCACAAAACCGAGCACAAUGGCAUUCUAGGAUUCAUAUAGCCGACCCCACUUAUUGGGAUAAGGUUUUCUUGUUGUUGUUGAUGUACUAUUUUGAAAGGCCUUGGUUUUUGGAGCAUAUCUUAGAACUCUUAGUACCUACUUGAUGACUUUUACAGCUCUUUUGAGUAGUAGUUUCUUAUCAGUUUCCUGCGAUGCCAAAUUUUUUCUCUAACACACACACACACACAUGCGAUAUAUAUAUAUAUUAUGAACAAUGUACAUACUCAUAUAGAAGGCAUAUCAAAGAAUACAAGCAUGAUACAGCUCAUUCACUUUUUUGUUCUGUUGAUAAGCAAGACAACAGAAACUUUAUUUUGUUUUCAAACUUCAGGAACUUCAACUUGGAUGUGAUCAUGUGAGCAGAAUUAAAAUAGAUGUAGGAGAGAAA
Molecule: messenger RNA, 2918 nt
Organism: Pyrus x bretschneideri (Chinese white pear)
Lineage: Eukaryota; Viridiplantae; Streptophyta; Magnoliopsida; Rosales; Rosaceae
Product: beta-glucosidase 24-like
Exons: 1
Coding region: 729-2294 (521 amino acids)
Biological process (GO): carbohydrate metabolic process
Molecular function (GO): beta-glucosidase activity
Source: RefSeq, a predicted model, not a curated record